Messenger RNA from Ilex paraguariensis (yerba mate), 467 nucleotides. NCBI's taxonomy places the organism in Eukaryota, Viridiplantae, Streptophyta, Magnoliopsida, Aquifoliales, Aquifoliaceae. The record is from the annotation of a GenBank genome assembly.
AUGGGUCAUGGUCGUGGUCGUCGGUCGAGUUUGAUGGGAAAAGAUGGCUUGGACUUAGAGGCGACGUUAAGUAUGGUGAGACCGAAGAUGAAUCAGAAACUUGGACGAGGGAAGCAACCCACAGGUACUCCAUCAUUAGCGUGGUCAUGUGCUGUCGUCAUUGUUUCGAUUCUCGCCGGUGCCUCCGUCGUCCACAACAUCUACAAGCCUAACUUGACUUUACCACCAGUAGAAGGUGCUGAUGGGACCAAGGUCAAGCCACCUGAUAAGAAAUAAGUUUUUUUUUUUUUUUUUGUUGCAUUCAGUAUGAAAUUUGUUUUUGGUAUUGAGGACAGAGAUAACAAUGCAUUUCACUGUUAUCUCCAUCCUAAGUAAUGAAUCUCAAAUGCCAUCAAAAUGUUUUCAUGUGAAACUUUUUUUUUGGGUUAUGUUUUCAGUGAUGUCUUAUUUCAUUGCUUCACCUUUGG